GAGGAACAGCCCAUGGAUCAGAAUAGGACUCUGUCCCAGCUCAGUGGAAAGAAAAACUGUGCAACUCUCAUCCGAGAUCAAACAACAAGUCCAGUCAGAUCAUUAUCAGGGGAUUUAUGCAGAUUGCAAGAGCAAAUACUGUACACAAAUCAUUCCUCCUGUUGGACAUGGGAAGCAAGAAACAUGUGCACUGAAGAAUCGAUUCAGCAUCAUGACUCCCCUGCAGAAUAACGGAGCCCAGAGGAAAAAAAUAGCAGAAAGUGGAAGCCGAAUGUUUAGAACCUCAGAGACAGAAAAGGUUGGUUUGAAAAGAUAAUUCCCAACCACAGAGAGGAUGAAACCUGCAGUAGAAAGGAGACGCUCGGCACCCACUAUGGCAAUUAGUAAAGCACUCAGCAAAUCAAGAACACCAUCCAGAGAUGGACUGAUUUCCCCUACGUCACCUGACAGCAAGUCACUUGUUCGAGCCUUCAGCAGCCCUACUACAGCCUUUAUCAUGGAUGAACGAGUCCAGCUCACAACAGGAUUGCAGACACAGGAACGCCAUCUCUUCCUCUUUAGUGAUGUCUUGGUGAUUACAAAAUCAAAGUCAUCAACAAACUUAAAGCUGAAGAACCAGGUCAGGUUGUGUGAAAUGUGGACAGCCUUCUGCAUCGAUGAAGUAUGUGAGAGGAAAACAACUCCAGAAAAUUCUUUUGUCAUCGGAUGGCCCACCACUAACUGUGUGAUCACUUUUAGUUCUGCAGAAGCAAAGGAAAAAUGGCUUUCAGCACUGCAAUGGCAAAUCAAUGAGAUGAAGCAGAAUGAGUAUCCAAAGAAAAUAUCCAUGAAGAUGCUAGUGAUGACAACACAGAGUGGUGCCUUGGCGUUAACACUUAUGGUGGGUAACACGGAUACAGCAAAAAAGGUCAUUAAAAUGGCAGCUCAGCAGCUCAGUGCAAAAGACAGAGCUAGCAAUUACCAGCUUUGGGUGAUUUCUGGAAAAGAGGCUACACCCUACCCACUGAUUGGGCAUGAGCAACCAUUUAGUGUAAUAAUGAACUGUCUCAGAGACUUUACAGCACAAGUGGAAAAGUCUGAUACUAACAUCCAGUCCCGGGGUGGCAAUAGAACUAUCCUGUUUGAAGACCUCCCAAAAACCAAGCAAUGUCAGUUUAUUCUGAAGCCAAGGCCCCAGCCAGACAUCCAUGUGACCAGAGAAUCAACUCCAAAAACUCUUAAAAAGAAGAAGUCAUUGAUAGACUGGGCUCUCCGCCGCAGUUCCAGCAACCAGUCAGAGAGCAGUCUCACCUCGGAGUCUCCAAUUACACCAAGGAAACUUUUUGGUCUGUCCCUACCAUCCAUCUGUAAGAAUGACACCCUUCCUAAGCCGAUCAUGGAUAUGCUUGUGCUAUUAUAUCAUGAAGGCCCCUCAACCAAAGGGAUUUUCAGGCGUUCAGCUAAUGCCAAGACCUGCAAGGAGCUAAAGGAAAAGCUGAAUUCUGGAAAUGAGGUCCAUAUGGACAAGGAAUCUGUCUUUGUGGCAGCAGCUGUCAUCACGGACUUUCUACGUAACAUCCCUGGCAGUGUUCUGUCAUCCGAACUGUAUGAGAAGUGGAUGGAAGGAAUAGAAAAUGAAAACGAAGAGGAAAAAAUACAGUCCAUGAAGAAUCUGAUGGAGGAGCUUCCAGAAGCAAAUAUCCUACUACUUCGUCAUUUGUUUGGAGUACUGCAUCACAUUGAGAGAAAUUCAGAAGAAAACCAGAUGACUGCUUUUAACCUGGCUCUUUGCAUAGCUCCAAACAUGCUGUGGCUUCCUAGUCCCGUGGGCCCAGAAGAAGAGAGCAAGUGCACAAGAAAGGUGGCCAUUCUUGUACAAUUCAUGAUUGAAAACUCGUAUCAAAUCUUUGGUAGUGGUCUGAAUUCACUCUUUGAAGGAUCAGGAGAUGUCCAGCAGGGAGAUUCCAAGGACUCACUUGAUGUGGACUUGUUACAGCCACAGUACUCACCUGACGGUAUGGAUUCGGCAUUUUCUGAUCAAAAAAGGCAAAAAAUUCAAAAGGAUCAGCAAAGUAACUCUGUCUUCAUCAGCUCGAAUGAUUCUAGACCACACACAACCGAAGAAUCCAAGGAUAUUUGGAGCCAGCAGAGCUUAUUCAAUGAAGAAGUUUCAUGCAAGAAAAUCCUAGAGAAGAGUGACAGUGGAGAUCUCUGUGAGCAGUUGGAAAAUGAGUCUUUAUACUCCUGCUCCUCCGUCUCUUCACUUGCAGCUAUUCAAAGCAUUGACUCAGCACGAGACCGUUGCUCAUCUGAGCCCAGUGUCUGCUUGUCACAUCACCUUGCCUUGUCUCACGAGCCAGUGGCCCGCCAGUCAAGCUGUGAUGCAGCCAUGACUCAUGGACACAUUGAUUAUUUACAGCAGCUGAAAAGGCUUCAGAUUGAAAGUCAGAAGCUAUUGGAUGAUGGAAAAGUCGCUGGCUCUAAUAAACCGAGAUAUACUUUUUGGAGGUCCCCUCAGAUUAAUACCAGGCUGAAACAGCCUAAUCCACAUAGAAUGAAUCUGUCAACAAGGUCAAGUCUGUCAAGCCUGUCUUCUCCCACCACUUCACCCUCAGAGUCCUCACUAAGUUCAAUAGAUAGUGCCUUCUCUUAUUCUGACUCAUCAGUGUUUGGUCGCAAUGACAGUUUGCACUUUGGGAAUUCUGGAAAAAGCCAGAUAUCCUCACCUUGUACCUCCAAUAAGCUUCCUGGCAAAUUAUCUGGGACAUCACCAUCUUCAAUGGCUUAUUGUCUUGAUAAUUUGGAUUGGUACAAUGAGGAAGCAGAAAAAGAAGGAGACUUGGACUGUGAGAGUGACCAAGAGGAUUCAGCCCAAAUAUCAAUGGAGCACGUGUCUCGUUCAAAAAGUCAAAGGUCUGUGGAAGUUGAAGGUUCUAAAAAGGACAUUGAAUAUUUUACAAGUGUCGCCUAUAUUGGACAUGAUGAAUUUGGGAGCAACUCAGUUCAAAGUGAUGCAGAGGAGUUAAACAGAGAAAGUAAUCAGGAAAGAAGGAAUAGAUUGACUGUUCCCAAUACUACACAAUUUGUCACAUUACCUGAGGAGCCCACUGUAAUGCCUUCUUAUAAUAAGAAUGUUAAACGCACUAAAAUAACAUUCUACAUGGCACCAGGAAAGGUGUUAACUAUACAACAUAUGGAUCAAGAGAGGCAGGACUCUGAAGUUGACAAUGCUGCACAAGAUAACAAUAGUCACUACAGUGUAUCAACACCCAGCAAAGGAAGUACAAGACAAUCAGGGCAGACUUUAAAGGUCCACAUCCCACAAACGGUGUUUUAUGGACAGGACUCUCCAUUAGUUCUCCAAUCUGUUGCGCGAAGACAGAUCUCUGAUGGAUGCAAGGCAUCCCAGCAAAAAAUUAUACCCAGAGACAUUUUAACAAGAACUUCUUCCAGAGACUCUCCUUCACAGAAUGACAAGCAGUUAUUAGAUGGCUCAAUUCAGCCUGUAUCUCCUCAGCAAUGUAGCAAUAACACUAGUAAUAAAAGACACACUAUUCGUUUUAUAUUACCUCCCUCUGUUAAAACUACUGUUAAGGACUACUUUCUUCACAACGAAGCCAAACACUGCCUCAGAGACACUAAGACAGUGGAGAGUGAGCUAAUUAGGAGAAGACAAGAAUGGCAAAGCAGGCAGUGCACUGAUUCACGAUUGGAAGACUUUGAAAAUAUUAUUUUCACAGAUGAAUCUUAUGUCUGAAUAUAUAACCUUCUAACAGUUAUUUUUAUUUCACGUUUUUAAUCCAGAUCAGCCCUCCAUAAUUUGCUAUUGAUAAAACUAGUCCUCACA
Messenger RNA from Carcharodon carcharias (great white shark), 3826 nucleotides. RefSeq names its product Rho GTPase activating protein 20b (gene arhgap20b). The record is from RefSeq and is a predicted model, not a curated record. Gene Ontology annotation, biological process: regulation of Rho protein signal transduction; signal transduction. Bases 335 to 3736 code for a protein of 1133 amino acids. NCBI's taxonomy places the organism in Eukaryota, Metazoa, Chordata, Chondrichthyes, Lamniformes, Lamnidae. The transcript is spliced from 15 exons. Gene Ontology annotation, molecular function: GTPase activator activity.